Molecule: messenger RNA, 3476 nt
Organism: Malania oleifera
Lineage: Eukaryota; Viridiplantae; Streptophyta; Magnoliopsida; Santalales; Ximeniaceae
Product: LRR receptor-like serine/threonine-protein kinase ERL2
Exons: 27
Coding region: 152-3169 (1005 amino acids)
Biological process (GO): protein phosphorylation
Molecular function (GO): protein binding; ATP binding; protein kinase activity
Source: RefSeq, a predicted model, not a curated record
ACUGACUAACGUCUCUUCACCGCCGUUUACACCGCUUUUUCGCUCUCUCUCUCUCUAGCCUGUCUUAUCUGCGAUCUUUCUCUCUCUUCAUAAACUCCUUCACUCACCAUUGCAGCUCACGCUAAACGCCUGCUUCAAUUCCUCUCUCUAAAUGAGAGCAGGGAGGCCGGGCUGCCCGUUCUUCAAUUCUACCGUUUCAGCAUUUCAUUACCAAAGCCUCCCUGGUUCGAUAAUGGAGCUGCGAAUGUUCUUUGAAUACAGGAAGAACGUCUUUAUCUGCUCGUUGGUGGCUUUAUUCUUUGCGAUUCUCUGUCCUCUCGCAUCGCCGCUUACUGAUGAAGGAAAAGCGUUGAUGAGCAUCAAGUCGUCAUUCAGCAACGUAGCUAACGAGCUUCUCGACUGGGACAGUGUUCACAACGAUGAUGUCUGCUCUUGGCGAGGCGUGUUCUGUGACAACAUUACCCUAUCAGUUGUUUCCUUGAAUUUGUCUAGUUUGAACCUUGGUGGGGAGAUUUCGUCGGCCAUUGGAGAUUUGAGCAAGCUGCAGUCCAUAGACUUGCAGGGGAAUAGGUUGACUGGUCAAAUCCCAGAUGAGAUUGGGGACUGUAUUCAUCUGGCGCAUCUAGAUUUAUCUGGAAAUUUGCUUUAUGGAGACAUACCUUUUUCUCUGUCCAAGCUUAAACUACUUGAGUUACUGAAUCUGAGGAACAACCAAUUGACUGGUCCUAUCCCUUCAACCCUGACCCAGAUUCCUAACCUGAAGACUCUUGAUCUUGCAAAGAACCAGCUCACUGGGGAGAUCCCAAGGAUAAUCUAUUGGAACGAAGUAUUGCAAUACCUUGGUUUGAGAGGCAAUUUACUGUCUGGAACUCUGUCCCCUGAUAUGUGUCAGUUGACUGGCUUGUGGUUUUUUGAUGUAAGAGGCAAUAACCUUACUGGAACAAUUCCAGACAGCAUCGGUAACUGUACAAGCUUUGAGAUCUUAGAUAUAUCAUACAAUCAGAUCACAGGGGAGAUUCCAUACAACAUAGGGUUCCUACAAGUGGCCACACUGUCCCUUCAAGGGAAUAAGCUAACUGGGAAGAUUCCAGAGGUGCUUGGCUUAAUGCAAGCACUUGCAGUUUUAGAUUUGAGUGAAAAUGAACUGGUCGGGCCAAUACCACCAAUACUGGGAAAUUUAUCUUUCACUGGAAAAUUGUACCUCCAUGGAAACAAGCUCACUGGAUCAAUUCCACCUGAACUUGGGAAUAUGUCAAAGCUCAGCUAUUUGCAAUUGAAUGACAACCAGCUUGUUGGCAAGAUUCCUUCUGAACUUGGGAAGCUGGAGCAGCUGUUCGAACUGAAUCUUGCUAACAAUCAUCUUGAAGGACCAAUUCCACAUGCUAUUAGCUCCUGUACAGCACUAAACCAAUUCAAUGUGCAUGGCAACCAUUUAAAUGGAUCUAUUCCUUUGGGUUUCCAGAACCUCAGGAGUUUGACCUAUCUUAAUCUUUCAUCGAACAAUUUCAAAGGCAGGAUUCCUUAUGAGCUGGGGCGCAUUAUCAACCUUGAUACAUUGGAUCUUUCAAGCAAUGAUUUCUCAGGACGAAUUCCGGAUUCAGUUGGUGAUCUUGAGCAUCUUCUCACACUGAAUUUGAGCCGCAAUUAUCUUAAUGGGCCAUUGCCAGCUGAAUUUGGAAAUCUUAGAAGUAUCCAAGUUGUCGACAUCUCUUCCAACAAGCUUUCGGGUAGUAUUCCUGAAGAAUUGGGGCAAUUACAGAACAUUGAAUCUCUGAUACUGAACAACAACAAUCUGCAUGGAGAAAUUCCAGAGCAGCUAACCAAUUGCUUUAGCCUUGCCACCUUGAACGUAUCGUACAACAACUUGUCAGGUGUUAUACCUCCUAUGAAGAACUUUUCUCGUUUUUCACCUGAAAGCUUUAUUGGGAACCCAUUACUAUGUGGCAAUUGGUUGGGAUCAAUUUGUGGGCCUAGUGUACGAAAACCCAGAGCCAAUUUCUCCCGAGUAGAAGUUACAUGUAUGACGUUGGGCUUCAUCACAUUGUUAUUGAUGGUUAUAGUGGCUGUUUAUAAAUCAUAUAAACAGAAGCAAUUUUUGAGGAGAUCCAACAGACCCAUGCAAGGCCAACCAAAACUUGUGAUUCUUCACAUGGAUAUGGCAGUACACACUUAUGAAGAUAUAAUGAGAAUCACUGAAAAUUUGGAUGAGAAGUACAUCAUAGGAUGUGGUGCUUCUGGCACUGUCUACAAGUGCAUACUGAAGAAUUCCCGACCUAUUGCAAUUAAGCGACUUUACACCCAUUAUUCACACAACCUGAGAGAGUUUCAGACUGAACUAGACACCGUUGGCUGCAUCAAGCACAGAAACUUGGUCAGCUUGCAUGGCUACUCAUUGUCCCCGCAUGGCAAUCUUCUGUUUUACGACUACAUGGAGAAUGGUUCUCUAUGGGAUCUUCUGCAUGGGCCAUCAAAGAAAGUAAAACUUGAUUGGGACACUCGUUUGAAGAUAGCAGUCGGAGCUGCUCAAGGGCUUGCUUACCUUCACCAUGAUUGUAACCCUCGAAUUAUUCAUCGAGAUGUCAAGUCAUCAAAUAUCCUACUCGAUGAGGAUUUUGAUGCUCAUCUCUCAGAUUUUGGGAUUGCAAAAUGCAUACCAACUGCAAAAACUCAUGCAUCAACUUAUGUUCUGGGUACAAUUGGCUACAUUGAUCCCGAGUACGCCCGAACCUCUCGACUGACUGAAAAAUCUGAUGUUUAUAGCUUUGGCAUCGUUCUUCUAGAGCUAUUGACAGGAAAGAAGGCAGUAGACAAUGAAUCUAACUUGCAUCAACUGAUAUUGUCAAAGGCAGAUGACAAUACGGUCAUGGAGGCAGUCGACCCUGAGGUCUCUGUUACAUGUGUGAAUGUAGACCAUGUCAGAAAGACCUUUCAACUUGCUCUGCUUUGUGCAAGGCACAAUCCUUCUGAGAGGCCAACGAUGCAUGAAGUUGCCCGGGUUUUAGUCUCUCUGCUUCCACCUCCUCCCACAAAACCUUCAUCAGUGUCCCCGAAGGCUAUUGAUUAUGCCCAGUUUGUGAUCGACAAAGGACAGCAGCAAUCUGUGAGGCAGCAGCCGCCUGGCCAGCCAGACAAUAACUCAUCUGACGCGCAGUGGUUUGUUAAGUUCUAAGUCAUAUCUUAAAACUCAUUAAGCUUCACAGUUUUUACAUCCUUGGGAAAAGAUCAAACAAUGUGCAUGCACAGAGGAUCCCAAAUUUUGAUUAUACUUGGUUUUCUUCUCUAGAAUCUGAAGAAUAGAUGUAAAUUAUCCAUACUUGGUUUUGAGGGCGGGAAGUAUAAGUGAAAUUGGAAGAUGAAUCUAUCUUAGCAGGUAUACUAAUCAACUCUUUUGUACAAGCUACUUGGGAUUUGUAGUGUGUACACUUACUGUAAGACUGUCUAUAUUGAUUUGAUCAACUAAGGUUUGCCUGUUUCAA